CAGGAAGGCUCAGCGAGAGCAGAGGUGGACUGUGUCUCCGCUAAAGCUACAAACUACCAAUAAAUUCCGUGGAAUUAAAUAAAUAUUUCUUUCUUUCUGGAUACCGGGUAUUUUUCUCUGGACGUUUUGGAAUCAAAUAGCCGACAAACGAUACUGAAAAUCCGUCUGGCGAGGAGCUCCAACUUGGUUGAAGCGUCAAAUGUACUAAACGAAACGGAAAUAACUUGCCUGCUGCCUGGCUAAGCUUGCUAGUGGCUGAAUGUCAACUCUGUGGGUGAUGGAGUUGAGCAGGCAACUCUGUGGGAAGAUGAGGAGGUCCAGGAGGGCCCAGUUCCCCUCUUCUCCUACUUCCACUUUGGGCCUGGAGAUCCACUUUUACAUGCCAGAGGUGCACCAGCUAGAGUAUCUCAGCGGCUGCUACACUGCAGAGCAGCUCUGUGUCAAUGCCGCCAAGAAAUGCUCAAUCUCUCCCUUGUGCCAUAAUCUAUUUGCCCUGUACAAUGAGACAACUGACACAUGGUACCCCCCCAACUAUGAGUUCAAGAUCACAGAUGAAACCAGUCUCAAGUUGAGCUACCGCAUGAGGUUUUAUUUCAGAAACUGGCAUGGCACCACUGAAGGAGAGUCUCCAGUUUGGAGACACUGCAUCAGUAAACUCAGAGGAGGACCACAGAAAACACCGGAAGGGACGCCGCUGCUGGAUGCUGCCUCUCUGAACUACCUGUUUUCACAGGGCCAGCAUGACUUUCAGAAAGGCGUGGUUCCACUGAGGAUGUCCCAGUCAGAAGCAGAACAACACGAGAUCGAAAAUGAGUGUUUGGGCAUGGCUGUGCUUGCUAUCACUCAUUAUGCCACAAACAUGGAUAUGCCCACUUCACAUGAAAUCAGCUACAAACGUUUCAUCCCAGAGUCGCUGAACCGCAACAUUAAGCAGCGUAACCUUCUGACACGCAUCCGCAUCAACAACGUCUUCAAGAAGUUCCUCAGCGAAUUCAACCGCCGCACAGUCAAGGACAGCAACAUCACGCCGUAUGACCUGAAGAUCAAGUAUCUGGCCACAUUAGAGGGCCUGACCAGCGGAUUUGGCAGCGAGGUGUUUGAGCCCAUCUCGCUCAGUGUAAUGCAGGAAGGGGAGCUCUUCAAUGGAGGUUACUAUGGGUUCUACAACCAGUGCCAAGGGCAGAGCCAGAGUCAGAACAUGGAGACAAGCCAUGACAUGCAGGUCCUGGUUACUGGUACCACUGGCAUUUCCUGGAGAAAGAAGCCCGUUACAACACCUGUGAUCUCUAAAGAAAAGGGCAAGUCAAAGAAGAACAAGCUGGAUGGAAAGCAGAAAAACGAUAGAAAGAAAGAGGUGAACGAAGGCUGGGUGGUGUUCUGUGACUUCCAUGAGAUCACCCACACUGUCAUCAAAGAGGCAACGGUCACCAUCUACAGACAGGACAACAAGAGGAUGGAGUUGCAAAUGGCUUCUCGGGCUAAGGCUCUGUCCUAUGCCGCCCUUGUGGAUGGUUACUUCAGGCUGACAGUGGAUGCCCACCACUUCCUGUGCAAGGAGGUGGCCCCUGCUUCAGUUGUGCACAACAUCAACAACGGCUGCCACGGACCCAUCUGUACCGAGUAUGCCAUCCACAAGCUGCGUCAGGAGGGCAACGAGGAGGGCACCUACAUCCUGCGUUGGAGCUGCACUGACUACCAGUACAUCAUCAUCACUGUUGUCUGCAAUGAGAUCGACCUGAAGGACUCUCGUCCUGUGCGUCUGUAUAAGAACUUCCAGAUUGAAGUGGCCUCCGACGGGUUCCGCCUGUACGGCACUCAGACGGUUGGUUCCACUCUUGGGGAGCUUCUGGAGCACUUGGAGGGCCAAAGUCUUCGCACCGAUAACCUUCACUUCCAGCUGCUACACUGCUGCCCUCCACAGCCGAGAGAGAUAUCCAACUUGCUGGUGGUCACUAAAGAGAGAGCUCCAGCUCCUCAGACGCCGAUGCAGGAGUCUCAGCUCAGCUUCCAUCGCAUUCUCAAGGAGGAGAUUGAACAGGAGGAGCACCUUGGCCUGGGCACAAGAACCAACAUAUACUCAGGCACACUGAGGGUGAAGAGUGAGGAGGAGGAAGAUGCAGGUUACUCAUCUUUUCAGGAGGUCAAGGUGGUCCUGAAGGUGCUGGGUUCUGGACACAGGGACAUCUCCUUGGCUUUCUUCGAAACAGCCAGUAUGAUGCGACAAGUGUCCCACAAACACAUAGUGCUGCUGUAUGGAGUGUGUGUCCGCCACCAGGAGAAUAUCAUGGUUGAGGAGUUUGUCCAGCGAGGACCACUGGAUGUGUUUAUGAGGAGACAGCAGAGCCCGCUCAGCACACCUUGGAAGUUCCAGGUGGCCAAGCAGCUGGCUGCAGCCCUCAGCUACUUGGAGGACAAAAAGCUGGUCCAUGGCUUUGUGUGUGCUAAAAACAUCCUGCUGGCCAGGGACGGACUGGGAACUGAUGAAGGAGGGCCCUUCAUCAAGCUCAGCGACCCAGGAAUACCAAUCACAGUACUCACUAGAGAGGAGUGUGUGCAUCGUAUCCCAUGGAUCGCUCCGGAGUGUGUGAAGAGUGUGUCUUCCCUGAGCGUCGCCGCUGACAAGUGGGGCUUUGGUACCACCCUGUGGGAGAUCUGCUAUGAUGGAGAGGUUCCCCUCAAAGAGAAGAAACUCACAGAGAAGGAGAGGUUUUAUGAAACAGAAUGCCAGCUGGCCACCCCAGACUGCAGAGAGCUGGCUGAACUGAUGACCGACUGCAUGAACUACGACCCCAAGAAGAGACCUUUCUUCAGGGCUAUCGUCAGAGACAUAGACAUGCUAGAGGAAAAGAAUCCAUAUAUCAAACCCAAACCUACACCAGAGGUGGACCCAACUGUGUUUGAGAAGAGAUUCCUGAAGAAGGUCCGAGAUCUGGGAGAGGGCCACUUUGGCAAGGUGGAGCUGUGUCGCUAUGAUCCUCGGGGGGAUAAAACGGGUGAGCAGGUGGCAGUGAAGUCACUAAAGCCUGAGAACCGGGAGGAGCAGAGCACCAACCUCGCGCGUGAGAUCGACAUCUUGAAGGCACUCUACCAUGAAAACAUUGUCAAAUACAAGGGCAUUUGUCAAGAGGAAGGUGGUCAGGCCAUUAAACUGAUCAUGGAGUACGUUCCACUGGGCAGUUUGAAGGAGUAUCUACCCAGACACAAAAAGGAUACCAGCCUCAGCACCCUGCUCAGCUACUCUAUCCAGAUAUGCAAGGGAAUGGACUAUCUGGGAUCUCAAAAUUACAUCCACCGGGACCUGGCCGCCCGAAAUGUGCUGGUGGAGAACGAGAGGACGGUGAAGAUCGGAGAUUUCGGCCUCACCAAGAGCAUCAAGGACAAUGACGGAUAUUACACGGUCAAAGACGAGAACGACAGCCCUGUUUUCUGGUACGCUCCAGAGUGUCUGACUCACUGUAAGUUCUACCUUGCUUCGGACGUUUGGUCCUUUGGGGUCACGAUGUACGAACUCAUCACCUACUGCGACUCCUCCAAGAGCCCGAUGAUGCUCUUCCUCGGUAUGAUUGGUCGGACUCACGGUCAGAUGACUGUCAUCCGGUUGGUGAAGGUGCUGACAGAAGGGAGGAGAUUGCCACGUCCUGACGGCUGUCCUGAGCUUGUGUACGAGCUGAUGCGCAAGUGCUGGGAGCAAAUGCCCGACAAGAGGAUCACCUUCAGUCGCCUGAUCGAGGAACUGAGCAACAUGCAGCAACAGCUCCAACCACAAAACGACCUUUAAACAUCAAACCGGCGGAGGCUCCGGGAGUGAAGGCGACUCAGCGGGCCGACCAGGGAAAAGAUGCGGACCUCAAAACUUACCCCAGAUCAGCAUCUGCUUCUGCAGCUUCACAGAGACAGUCGAGAAGGACGAGAGCUUCAGCCAAAGCUCCUUCAUUCUCGCAUAUAAACCUUCCACAACUUUGUUAGUAAGAACUUUAGUCCUCAUCAACUCGUUUUACUCUGGCAUAUUUCUAACAUUUUCAUUUGAUGCUCUCGUAUUUCUCGUAUUAUUCUGAUGUUUCAUCAUUUGAGCCGAGUUUUUUGGAUGAAACCAGUCAGUCUCGUUGAAUCUUGUAGCCUUCGCCCCUUGCUUAAUAUGACCGUGUAUCUUACCAAGGACUUCCGAGUGUAUCUAACAGACUUCGCUCUCUGCAUUGCAAGAAAACUCAUGUGGACACAUGGCUCAUACGAUGUGCUGCCUUAUAAUUGUGUGGACUUUUUAAAGAUAUUUUAUGGGCAUCUUUCGCCUUUGUUGGACGGAGUGGGGUGAAGACACAGACAGAAAUUGUGGAGAGACCGAGAGUCAGGACAUGCAGCAAAGGUCCCCCGGCUGGAGUCGGACCGGCAACGGUGCGGUCACAUAACCAUUCAGCCUCUGUGUGGACUGAUGGCCGAUGUCGCUCUCAUUCAUGGAACCUUGAACGGUGGAAUCAGCGCAGAGAAAGGAACUGUUCAGCGCUCACACAGCCAAACGGAUGUGUGGCGUUCUUUGUGACGGAGUGGAUCGCCGAUGAAUCACGAGAGUUGCUCGGAUGGACGGGAUGGAGACGCUGGGACACGGGCAAUAACACAGAUGAUGAUGAUGUGGUUUUUCACUGUUUGUGCCACUGCCAUUUGUUUCAUAGACUCCCUCAUAGACACAUUAUUCCUUUUAGGGAGCUGUGACAUGAUGUGUGCUAAACGUUUGGAUUUUCUGCUCACGUGCAGAUGCCAGCAGUCAGUCAGCGACAGUCCUCUCACUGCGUCAUUCUUGUAGAGGCUGAAAGAUGGUUUAAUUGCUUCAGCCAUUUUCAGGCUAAAAGGCCAAACGUUCAUUGAUUUUAGCUUCACAGCUGUGAGGGUUCUCUGCUUUCCUUUGUUUUAGACUUGGUUGGACUAAACAGGAAACUGUGAUGGACCUUUUUAUUAAUCUCAGACAUUUUAUAGAGCAGUUAAUCAAGAAAAUAAUGCACAGAUUAAUCAAAAAUGAAUUAGUCCUUAUUUGUACCUGCAUUUUAAUAAGUAUGUAAUUAUAGUAAUACAUCAAAUGCUUGACUUACGCACUGUAACCAGACACCAGUGAGAAUACGUUCAGGAAGAGAAAACAUUUUUUCUUUUACAGAUUAUGGCUCUCUAAUCUCCUUUCAUGUGGUUUCAUCCACCAGGAAGGAAAAAUCAUCUUUUACACUGCGUCAGAUCCAGUCUUGAGAUUUGUCAGGCCGCCUGAUUGUUUGAGGUGGAUCUGUUUAGAAUCUGAGUUCAGUUCAUCAAAUAAUGUAGCGGAUCGUUAAUAAGAGCCUGUAUGCAUCCAAUUAGUCCACUUAUGUCCUCAAGUAUCCAGCACUGGUGUUAGUUGUGGAGUGAGAGAUUAAGAUGAGUACCAGUGAGAGACACUUGAGGGCAGCAUCACUUCACUUUUCCCUCAAUUCUCUUUGUAGCUUUACAUUUAACUUCAAAUCUGUAAAGGCCACAAAUACUUGAUAAAAUGUCUGUAUACUUUACAUAAUAUUGCAAAAAAGAAGAGCCAAUUGCCAUUGUUGCUGAGUAUAUAUGGAAGGACUUAGAUAGUAAACAGGAUUUGUAGUGAUUGAAUAAUCCGCUGAUUAUACACAUGGCACUCAUUUGUUGUUCAUUUGUUCUGAAAAGUAUAAUUUCUCUUGUUGACAUAACGUUCAGAACUACGUAUGUGCAUUUUAUUUUUAUCAUUUCCUUUUUAAUCCUCCAAUAUGCCUGAACUAUUAUGGAAGUGUAUUUUAUCUGUAUGUAUGUAUGUAUGUCAAACAGUUUGAGCAGGGGGGGUACGGUCUUAAAUCCAUCAGGAGAGCCGUCUCGCCCAGUCAGACAUUAUCAUGAUUUCAGAAAUGGUCAGUUUACUCAUUGCAACUGUACUGUGGCUUUUACUGUGACUGUUGGCACAAAGGCAAAAAAAAAAGAAAGAGACAAAAGUCAAGACAAAGUUGCGCUUCAGUCCACAUUUUAUUUAGGAAUGUAAAAGACAAUUCCUUCUGCUCAAAAUAAGAGAAAA
Messenger RNA from Chelmon rostratus (copperband butterflyfish), 6043 nucleotides. RefSeq names its product Janus kinase 1 (gene jak1). NCBI's taxonomy places the organism in Eukaryota, Metazoa, Chordata, Actinopteri, Chaetodontiformes, Chaetodontidae. Gene Ontology annotation, molecular function: ATP binding; non-membrane spanning protein tyrosine kinase activity; cytokine receptor binding. The coding region runs from base 260 to 3778 and encodes 1172 amino acids. Gene Ontology annotation, biological process: tyrosine phosphorylation of STAT protein; hemopoiesis; cell differentiation. The transcript is spliced from 25 exons. Gene Ontology annotation, cellular component: cytoskeleton; cytosol; membrane. The record is from RefSeq and is a predicted model, not a curated record.